AUGGUGCUUCGUUUGAUGCCCACUGGAUUGGCCUUAUUUGAGGGAAUGGUGGUGAACGAGCAAAUCCUCAAACUUCCACUACUGACAAUCCGGGAUGAGCAUCGAAAAUGGAGAAUGCCCACAUCUGGAAUAUUAGCUCCCCAAGAAUAUUCCCUCGGAUUUGUCGAUCUGAACAUUUUCACGUGGAGCAUGUCGAAAAUGCAUAUCAGAACGUCGUGGGGAGCCCUCAUAGUCGCGGCUCAAUGCCGUGUUUUUAUCGGACACGCGGAUCUUCCAGAACAGCCUGAGAAUACCGGAAUUCUCACCGAUUCUUCAACGGGCAGA
Messenger RNA from Mesorhabditis belari, 324 nucleotides. NCBI's taxonomy places the organism in Eukaryota, Metazoa, Nematoda, Chromadorea, Rhabditida, Rhabditidae. The record is from the annotation of a GenBank genome assembly.